GGACAAAGAGGAAAAUCGUGUGACCUUUUGACAUGAUUUGGCGACAUGGCACACAUGGAGGUCCGAGCUAUAAAAGUGGCCAGAUAACUGAUUCCCAGCGCUUUCAGCGGUGAGCAAGUGUAACAAGCACUGAAGAUGAAUUUUGCACUCAUUGCGGCGAUUUGCCUGGUAAGAUAAUUAUUUAGACAUUUAUUUUAUUUUUGUCAUGUUCAUUUCUCCAUUGCAAUAGCAGCUCACUAACCAGACGUGGAAUGAACGGAAUUUAGCGAGAAUAUAGAUAAACACAGUUUAGCCAGAAGAUUGAUAAACACAAUUUAGUCAGAAGAUUGAUAAACACAAUUUAGCCAGAAGAUUGACAAACACAAUUUAGCCAGAAGAUUGAUAAACACAAUUUAGCCAGAAGAUUGACAAACACAAUUUAGCCAGAAGAUUGAUAAACACAAUUUAGCCAGAAGAUUGAUAAACACAAUUUAGCCAGAACAUUGAUAAACACAAUUUAGCCAGAAGAUUGACAAACACAAUUUAGCCAGAAGAUUGAUAAACAUAGUUUAGAGGGAAGAUAGAUAAACACAAUUUAGCCAGAAGAUUGAUAAACACAGUUUAGCGGGAGGAUAUAUAAACAUAAUAAUUUAGCUAGAAGAUUGAUAAACACAGUUUAGCGGGAGGAUAUAUAAACAUAAUUUAGCGGGAAGAUAGAUGGAAAUAGUUUAGCGUUAAGAUAAAUAUCCAGAUUUUAAUCAGUUACAUCAAGGUGAAAUAAAGUAUAGAAAGUAGAAUGUGGACAGUUACAGCUUGGUGAAAUAAAGUAUAGAAAGUAGAAUGUGGACAGUUACAGCUUGGUGAAAUAAAGUAUAGAAAGUAGAAUGUGGACAGUUACAGCUUGGUGAAAUAAAGUAUAGAAAGUAGAAUGUGGACAGUUACAGCUUGGUGAAAUAAAGUAUAGAAAGUAUAAUGUGGACAGUUACAGCUUGGUGAAAUAAAGUAUAGAAAGUAUAAUGUGGACAGUUACAGCUUGGUGAAAUAAAGUAUAGAAAGUAGAAUGUGGACAGUUACAGCUUGGUGAAAUAAAGUAUAGAAAGUAUAAUGUGGACAGUUACAGCUUGGUGAAAUAAAGUAUGGAAAGUAGAAUGUGGACAGUUACAGCUUGGUGAAAUAAAGUAUAGAAAGUAUAAUGUGGACAGUUACAGCUUGGUGAAAUAAAGUAUGGAAAGUAGAAUGUGGACAGUUACAGCUUGGUGAAAUAAAGUAUGGAAAGUAGAAUGUGGACAGUUACAGCUAGAGUUCUUCACGCCGACCAAAGAGUUCUUCGUGUGACAACAAAGAAUUGCUUUUCUUUGGUCACAGACGGUGCUAAAGCAAUUUGAAAUAUCCUGGUUUGAAAUUUGGAAAACAAAAAAAAAUCAUGGUCAACUUACAAAUGGGUUCUAUUUGUAAGAGUUCUAUAUUUCUAAAGGAGCUCUGAACUUGAAAAAACCUCACUUUGUCUCUUAUAGACUGUUUGCUAUUGGAGGAAACUAUUUGUAGGAAACUUGUUUAGUGAGUGGAACAGUCUCACAAAAACCAAAUGACACAGACGCAUAUUGUUAUAGAAUAUGGUUUAAUUACAAGAAACGCUUUGUUAAGAUUCAUCCCCCAAAAAAUGCGGGCUCCGAGUCCACCCUCAGUUCAAUUUAUUAUUUUAUUUGUGAAUGAAACAGGAUCAGAAAUCGUAGUAUCCAAGCAUUAAUGCUUGCUCAGAUUGUUCUUAUGCCCCCUGUCCCCCCUUUUCGUCUAAUGGCAUUAAAGGACACGCCGUAUGAUUUGCUUACAUCUUACAGGUGGCUGCCACCUCUGUACUCUCAGCCCCAUGUCCUUCGACGGAGAUUCAAGGUAAGUUGACAAGUGGAUCGUACCUUAGUUGUUCGGAUCUUUCGUGUUCUUGGCUAUGGUUCUUAUUAGUGAUAUAGCUAGAGCUUGAACGCUUGCAUUAGAGCCCAAAUUGCUGACUAGGCCACUCAACCACGUCACACUACAUGCGUUGGGAAAAUGUUUGGGGUGGGGAGGGGGGUGGUUGUGAACUCGGCCAUUUUGCCAGGGCCUUCAAAAAUUUUAUAGUUGGGCCAUUGGUUAAAAUUAACCCAUGUAUUUUUGGGGCGUUGGCACAAUAUUAAAACUCCACUUUGUUUAUAUGUUCUUUCAAAAUUUUAGUUUGUAAUCAUUCUAGAUACAAUUUAGGAUCUCAAGAUUUUUGUUGUUUUUUUUUCAAUAUCAUUAGUUAAAAAAACUAAAACUAAAUAUUUUAAGAAUAACAAAAGUCACCAAACAUCAUUGUCUUUUCUUUUCUCCCAUGGCCAGACUGCAAAGACAACCCGUUAGAGAUAGCUCUGGUCAUCGACGGCAGUGCCAGCAUUUGGCAGAACAACUUCACAGAAGGACUUUGGUUUGUGCAGAACCUGGUCAACAGGUUUAGCAUCUCUCCCAAUGCGGUGAGUCAGUUGAUUAUUUAUUGUUAAAAAAAAAGAGGGGGGGGGGGAGGAGGAGGGGGUUGAGGUUAAGUCAUUUGAAUACUACUGGGACCACAAUGCACCACGGUUGCGUAUUUUGAUACAUUUUUUUUUUAUGACGUCCUGUUUCCUUCUUUUCCAAGUCUCAAAAUCAGACUCAUUAAGUUCUGAACCAAUAAGCUUUAGAUUUAGAUUAAUAAUUUCAUUGGGUCAUAUGAUUUUUUUUUUAAAUUAUUAUUCUCUGUCCCUUACUAUACAACCUUUAUAUUUAAUAAGCUUUAAAACUAAGAGAAAUGUAAGUUAAAUGAACCAUGCAUGUGGCUAUGCCGUGCAAAAAAAAAAUAAUAAAUUCUUAUAAAUUGGAUACCACAUCUACUUAGGAAGCUGCGGUCAAUCGAAUUAAUUUUUUGGCCGCAUUUCGUUGUAUACAGCGCCAACAAUUAUUAGGGUGAAUUUUUACAUUGAUUACGUCAUGUUUGCUGCCAGGAGUCGUUUCUAAAAGAACGUAAUUAUACGUUGGUGCAUUAUGGGACAACUUGAACCAGAAUCACAAUUCCUAGCCACUUGCAAAAUCUCUGAUGUCAUGCCAGCAUUGUAGGUUAAGCGUCAGUUCUCACGACCAAAUAAGCUUCAAAUUUCACGUCAAAUUGUCUAUGAGCGCAUUAUUUUGUGUGUGGUUUCCUUUUUUUUUUUUUUUUUGACAAAAAUGGAAAUUCGAUCAAAUGGUUAUUUUUAAGCUGUGACAAGGGUUCAUACAAAAAUUUCAACAAAAAACAUUGUAGGUUAAGCGUCAGUUCUCACGACCAAAUAAGCUUCAAAUUUCACGUCAAAUUGUCUAUGAGCGCAUUAUUUUGUGUGUGGUUUCCUUUUUUUUUUUUUUGACAAAAAUGGAAAUUCGAUCAAAUGGUAAUUUGAAAGCUGUGACAAGGCUUCAUACAAAAAUUGCAUCAAAAAAUGAUCGACCAUUUGAUCGCGUGAACUGAGCCUAAAUUGAGUGUGCGCUCAAACGUAACUAUGUAUUUAAGUCAGAUAUACCCUUCAUUUUAAAAUUCUUUUAUUUUUCUUAUAUGACCCCGGCUGCAGUUAACAACAGCAUGACCCGGCUGAGUGUGACUUAAUUUUGCCAAUCAUUUGACCUUAUACACCAGGUUCGUGUCUCUCUGGUGACCUAUGGUGACCGCGUCUACACGGAAGAUGCUUUUGAUUUUGACACGUAUUCUGACAACGCAGGGUUGAAGGCGGCCAUCGGGAACGUCCCCUACCGGGGCGGCAAUAGGACAGAGACGGGAGCCGCCAUUGCGUAAGUCAUGUUCAAGCAAUUGUCUCUCAGAUGACGUCAAAAACAAUAUUUCAUUAUUUGAAUUGCUGUCUCUGGACAAAACCUAACGUUAAUGUGUAAAAUCUGGAGUAAAAUGUUUCGCCGAUGAGCUAAUCGGACGAUUACUGAUGAAUCAGUUUGUUUUAAAGGCCGAUCACAUAUUAAUUAGCAAAAAUGGGCAGUUAGGCCGAUUAUCGGUGGAACAGUACGAAUUCUGCCGUAAAUACUCAAAUAUCGAUUGGACCGAUUAACUGUGGAACAGUAUCGAGUCUCAAGUAAAGACUGUAUUGGCAAUUAGAUAGACAGAGAUCUCGACCACUCUGUCUUAGUUAGCAGAAUCUUCCGCAAGUGAAAGUGAAACAGUGACUGCAGCAUUUGGUCUUUGCAGGAGACCUAAGGGCAUACGAGUCAUAUUAAGUAUGAAAAUACUACACUUGGUCCACAGCAUCAUUGGUCCACGGCAUCAUUGUUCCACAGCAUCAUUGGUCCACAGAAUCAUUGGUCCACAGCAUCAUUGUUCCACAGCAUCAUUGGUCCGCAGCGUCAUUGGUCCACAGCGUCAUUGGUCCACAUCAUCAUUGGUCCAGCUCCCAUGGCUAAGCGAUUGAAAUGGCUGCAGAACUUUAAAAAGUCGGUGUUCUCCAGUUGUUAAGUCUCAGACAGAAAGCAGAUUCAGUCUGGAAAAAAUAUACGACGAAUCUCUGCCACUUGCGUCAUUACACGGUGCUAACAUCGAGUUUAUGUUUGAACGACGGCAUGCAAACAAUAAGAUGAUGUCUGACCAACGAUGUCAAGGUUAUGUCUGACCAACGAUGUCAAGGUGAUUUCUGACCAACGGUGUCAAGAUGGUGUCUGACCAACGAUGUCAAGGUGAUGUCUGAAGAACGAUGUCAAUUUGAUGUCUGACCAACGAAGUCAAGAUGAUGUAUGAUGAACCAUGUCAAUUUGAUGUCUGACCAACGAUGUCAAGGGGAUGUCUGACCAACGAUGUCAAGGGGAUGUCUGACCAACGAUGUCAAGGUGAUGUCUGACCAACGAUCUCAAUGUGAUGUCUGACCAAUGGUGUCAAGGUGAUGUCUGAUCAACGAUGUCAAUUUGAUGUCUGACCAACGAAGUCAAGAUGAUGUAUGAUGAACCAUGUCAAUUUGAUGCCUGACCAACUGUCAACUCCUACACGUCUUCUUGGAUUGAUUACAUUCGUCAGUUCUUUCAUACGUUGAAGCGUCGGAUUACAUUCGUCAGUUCUUUCAUACGUUGAAGCGUCGUACUAUUCUAACUAUCAAUUAACAAACUCAACUCCUUUUCAUAAUAACUAUAACUUUAAUAUCUAAGUAAAUAUAAUAAACAUCCUAUCACUCCAAGGUUCCACUCAAGACUGCCACACGACUACAACAUACGUCACAACACUGCAUAGACAAUACGUCACGACUCAGCAUAAAAAUACGUCAUAAAGACAAUGGCGGGAAGAGCGUUCACUAACUAUAAUAGACAAGCGCGGGAAAAGCGUUCAACAACUAAUGAACAUAAUAUUGAGUCGCAACAAUUCCUAAUGAACGCUCAUACUCGACAUAUCCCCCCUCUUUCAUUUCAGAUUUUACUCAGGGAGUGAAAUCGUCACCAGACAUACAAAAUUUACAUCAAUUACAUCAAGAAGAACCCUUCAGCCAUAUGAAUGGUCCUUAUCAAAAAACAUUAUUUAGGUAUCACUGAAAAUCAAACAGAUUUAUGAUAUACUGCAAUAAAAUAAACAAUCCUUCGUACAUAAUUUUAAAUGCAAUUCAAGAGUUAAAAAUUCAUGUACGACAAUAAAAAUCAGACCAUUGAAAUUGAAUGUCAACAUUAAUUUUCAUUUUUCAUACCAAUAAAAAUAAUUAUAUUUUUAUCUCAAAAAUCAGGGCAAACACAUCAACAUCCUUACUGAAUUUGAAACUAUAACUAAGUUAAUCCAAAUCAUAUUAUCAAAAAGGUGCAUUUUUAAACAAAACCAAUGGUCAUCACUAUAAAAACACAAAACUAUCUAACAUUAAUACAGGUGAGAGAUGUCUCACCACAAUUUGAGCAGCCUUUAUUUGCUCUUAAAUAACACAGCUACAGAUGGCGGGACAUAUCUUUUGUCCGUGGAUUUCACAACUUUAUGCUUCAACAUGUUUAUUAUAAUUAAAAUUAUCUCUCCCUGUUCUUUUGACCCGUGGUCAUAACUCAUGUGAAACCUCAGUUUUACAAUACAUAUUUUUAAAUUGUUACAAAAUGAAAAACGAGUCUCAUAAAAAAGAAAUUCAAACAAAUCAGGAACUUCAAAGCAAUCAUGGCAAUAGUUCAUUUUAACAGAUUCAUUUUGUUUAACAAUACAAUUAAAAGCCUCACCUCCCAACUCAUGGACCUGACAACUCACCUCCUCUUGAAAAUCAUAAACAAGUGCACCUUUAGAGCUGGCAGCGCUCUCUUUAACACUUUCAACAUUGGUUUCCAACUUAAUGUUAGAGCACUCCUGGCUCUCAAAAUCUGGACAACCUUCACUCACAUUACUUGGGAAUUUAUUUUCAUUACAACUAUCUGUAACAAUAUGUACAUUUGAGCAGCCCUGGCUCACAUUUACAGGUGAUUCAUUAUCAUUACAGCUAUCCGUAACAAUAUGAAAAUCUGAGCAGCCCUGGCUCACAUUACCUAUUGAUUCAUCAUCAAUACAGCUCUCUGUAAUACUAUAAAAUUUUGAGCAACCCUUGCUCAUAACAACUUGUGAUACAUUUUCAUUGCAGAUCUCUGCAGUAACAUCAAAACCUGAGCACACCUGGCUCACAUUAUCAACUAAUUCAUAUUCAUUACCAGUACAUAUCUCUGUAAAAAUAUCAACAUUUGAGCAACCUUUGCUCACAUUACACAGUGACUCAUUUACAUCACAAUAAUUAUCAACAACAAUUUUCUCUCCUUCCCCCACCUCAGGGAUUACACUCACCUCAUCAACCUCACACAAAAAAUCAGACACUUUAACUUCAGGACUUACAUUAUCUGAUGGCUCACCAUGAGAUACAACAAAAAUCAUGUCCUCAGACAUUAGAACAGGGUUCUCUUUGCUUUCAAUGCCGCCCGUUUCCAUAACAACCAAUUCAUUACAUGCUGUGGCGCUGGGACAAUCCCCUACAUACGUCCACCUAAGGUCAUUUCCAAUGACUUCUACCUUAUUAAAUUGUCGUCCCCUUUCUUCUUUACAUUGGACUUCCUGGGAUACACCAACUACUUCAACCUCGUUUUGACAUGAAUCUAAAGCUAUAUCUGUACCCUUUGCCACUGGGGGUAUGUCAACACGGUCAACGUUGUCCCUUUUAACGUUAGCCGACGGAUCAAUUAACAAAUCACUGUCAUUUCCAUUUAAAAAAAUUGAGUCGCCAGCAGAGGCAAUAAUAUCAUUUUGUUCCUCAGUAUCUUUAGCCAUGAACCGUGGUUGCGAGGCCGGCUCUUGCCUGGGGUCAGGAUCAUGAGUAUGUCCACCGUUAUCCACAUAUUUGUUUUCACUUACAUUAAUAGAAACUCUAUUAAAAUUUUUAUAGGGAUUCUCACAGUGAAUGCUGGCAAUGCCAUAAUAUAUUUCUUCCCCUUGACUCUCGUCAUCGUCACUGUCGCUAUAAUAAUAUGCCUGUCUCUUUAAAAAUUUUUCCCGUCGUUCUGCCUCUAAUUCCGCCAGUCUAAUUUUUUCAUCUAGUUUAUCUAGUUCAAAUUGUCUCUCUCUCUGUUUAUUUAUACGUUCUUCCUCUCUCUGUCUAUCUAUACGUUCUUCCUCUCUCUGUCUAUCUAUACGUUCUUUCUGUCUGGCUCUAAGUUCUUCCUCUCUCUGUCUAUCUAUACGUUCUUUCUCUCUCUGUCUAUCUAUACGUUCUUUCUGUCUGGCUCUAAGUUCUUCCUCUCUCUGUCUAUCUAUACGUUCUUUCUCUCUCUGUCUAUCUAUACGUUCUUCUUCUCUCUGUCUAUUUAUACGUUCAUUCUCUCUCUGUCUAUAUAUACGUUCUUCCUCUCUCUUUCUAUCUAUACGUUCUUCCUCUCUGGCUCUAAGUUCAUCCUCUCUCUCUUCCCGUAUGUGUUCUUCGACCUUAACUCUUAUAUAUUCCUCUAGGUUCUCUCCCGUAUAAAGAAGUAACACACCCACAUGCCUAAUUUCUUCUAAACUCCAUUUCCUACUGACAUAUCCAGCCAUAGCAAUGCAAACUAAGGGUGAUCAUACAAUAAACAAUAAUUAGGUUUAAGGACCAAUCGCAGUCUGUUUAAACUAACUCUAGCAAAAAUCUAAAUUCUACCCAGGUAAAAAAAAUGUUAAUACAUAAGUCAUAAGAAAAUUAAUGCCAAAAAUGUUUUAAACAAUAAAAAUCCAACUUGCCUGGUUCGUGGAAAGUCCUAUAGAAUUUAAAUAUUAUUCAAAACACACACUGGGCUUAAUUAAGUGUCAAUGGUUCUUUACUGUCAAUAGUUCUCUCACAAACUUCAAUUGUCCUAUAUGGCGAUCUUGGGACACAGUCAUUGAGGUGUGGGUGACCGGGACGGGUCACGGGACAUCGGCAGCUCACUGGACAGAACGUAGGCGAAUCGCCGACACUGGACAGUUCGUGGGUAACUCGCCAAUACAGGAUCGGGCAUGUGCAGCUUGAUGCAGGACGGGACGUUGGUGGCUCGUUGAAACAGGACAGGGCGUUGUUCAACUGGGUGACCGGACAGGCCACAUGACUUCACAGCUCACUGGACACGAAGUUGGUAGCUCACUACCGACAGGACGUAGAUUACUCGAUACAGGGGAAAUGCGUAGUCAAUUCACUGGAACUCAACUGCACAUUGGCGACUUGAUGCAGGUCAGGGCUGGGUAUUUCACUGGAACUGAACACGAAUUUGGUAGCUCACUACCGAAGGAACGUAGAUAACUCGAUACGUGGAGGGGCGUAGUUAACUCACUGGAACUGAACAGGACGUUGGCAACUUGAUAACGGACAGGGCGUAGUUAAUUCGCUGUAACUGGACACGACAUUGGUAACUUCAUACAGGGCAGGACGUAGUUAUUUCACUGGAACUGAACAGGACGUUGGCAACUUGAUAACGGGCAGGGCGUAGUUAAUUUGCUGUAACUGGGCACGACAUUGGUAACUUCAUACAGGACAGGACGUAGUUAUUUCACUGGAACUGGACACGAGGUUGGUAACUUGAUAACGGGCAGGACGUAGUUAAUUUGCUAUAACUGGACACGAGGUUAGUAACUUGAUAACGGGCAGGACGUAGUUAUUUCACUGGAACUGGACAUGAGGUUAGUAACUUGAUAACGGGCAGGACGUAGUUAUUUCACUGGAACUGGGCAUGAGGUUAGUAACUUGAUAACGGGCAGGACGUAGUUAAUUUGCUGUAACUGGACACGACAUUGCUAACUUGAUGAGGGGCAGGACGUAGGUGGUUGAUGGAGUUACUGGCGUAUGCAACUCACAUAAACUUGACACACGGUGGCAGCGGGGCUCCGACAUUGAAAUACGGGAACAUGCGACGAUGGUUGUAACUUCACUAAAGUUGAAUACUAAGAAUGUUCUUGUACUUUACCUCAAGUAUGAAAAUAACGAGGUUCACCAAUCCCGGAUGAGAAGCCCCCAUGUCAACUCCUACACGUCUUCUUGGAUUGAUUACAUUCGUCAGUUCUUUCAUACGUUGAAGCGUCGGAUUACAUUCGUCAGUUCUUUCAUACGUUGAAGCGUCGUACUAUUCUAACUAUCAAUUAACAAACUCAACUCCUUUUCAUAAUAACUAUAACUUUAAUAUCUAAGUAAAUAUAAUAAACAUCCUAUCACUCCAAGGUUCCACUCAAGACUGCCGCACGACUAAAACAUACGUCACAACACUGCAUAGACAAUACGUCACGACUCAGCAUAAAAAUACGUCAUAAAGACAAUGGCGGGAAGAGCGUUCACUAACUAUAAUAGACAAGCGCGGGAAAAGCGUUCAACAACUAAUGAACAUAAUAUUGAGUCGCAACAAUUCAUAAUGAACGCUCAUACUCGACACCAACGAUGUCAAGAUGAUGUAUGAUGAACCAUGUCAAUUUGAUGUCUGACCAACGAAGUCAAGAUGAUGUAUGAUGAACCAUGUCAAUUUGAUGUCUGACCAACGAUUUCAAGAUGAUUUCUGACCAACGAUGUCAAGAUGAUGUCUGACCAACGAAGUCAAGAUGAUUUCUGACCAACGAUGUCAAGAUGAUGUCUGACCAACGAUCUCAAGAGGAUGUAUGACGCACGAUAUCAAGAUGGAUGCCUAGUGAGACACACACAACAGAUUCACAACCGAGACAUUCAAACAGCCCUGGACGAUGCUAACCAGCACAAAUACCUAGUCGAUUUGAACGGCAGAACUUGGUCGACAAGAAACAGCUAGCAAUGAUGACCACCUAAGACCCUACUGAGUGACCCCUGCACCAAUGCUGGUGACGUUGAGGCAAUAUGCUACCAGUGUGGUGUCGAAUCUGGUACUGUGGCAGCUGAACUUUCUGACUUUACAAUAACAUACAAAUUGUUUUGCGACUGAGAGGAAUCAGAAGGUGCGGUCGUUUCCCAGACACCUGAACAGUCUGUAGAAGACAUUGACACUGAUAGAGCAAGAUUAUCUGAUGAGUACAAUACUGACCCCCUCUUCACUAUGGCCAGGCAGAUUCUCAAUUGAAAUGUGUAAAUAAAUGAAAGAGCUUUGCCUUCUUUAAGUUACCCGAAUAUCUGGUUAUCCUAACUUGCUGACAGGGCCUUGCAGAGAAUUUUUUUGGCCCCAAGUAAAUCCAAAUUUUCGGCCCCCACAAAUUUCAAAAGAAUUUUAUCAAAAGGUUCGGGAAUUUAAAACAAAAGAGACAAAGGGUAUUUUAUUGAAACGCACAUUCUUUUUGGCAAAUUUAUUAGUGAUAUUUUAUUUAAAAAAUCCAUCCCCCACGCCAAAAGAGACGUCAAACGGAAUAAGGCCAUAAGCCAAGUAAUGUAAGUAGUGCCUUGUCUUAGCACAGAUACGAUGCGCGCCCUGUCUGCGAAUGGGCCAAGAAGCGUUGUUUGUGUUAGUUGUCCUAAACAUUUUUUUACCUGUAAACGGUAAUGAAAAAAAAAAUCGAAUAAUGCGAGUCCCUAGUUUUAAGUAGAAUUUUUUAAACCCUACAUUUCUCGCACUUAUCGCGGCAACAUGCGUUAUUAGAAACGAUUCAAUCUGAGUAUUCUAUGACUGAAUGGGACUGGGUCACAGUGACGCACACUCACUGACUAUGACAUUGAGCCACUAACUCACUGUGAUACACUUAUAAAAUAAACCCAGUAAAGGGAUUUUAAUGUAAAGAAUUACUGAACUAUUAGUUUAGUGAAAUUGUAAUCGUUUGAUAUCACUAUCAUUAUUGGUCAAUAGUGUUCGAACAUUUGUUUUAAACUGUAAUUUUAUUCUAUUACUAUUAUUCAUAAUGAACUCUAGAAAUUAAACAACGUUUCACAGAAUUGAACAAGGUCCAGGGGGACGUGUGGUUGGCUUCCACCACACAUUGGGGAGGGGGGCGGGAGAAGACGCCCCUGAGUAUUAAUAAAAAAUAAAGUAGUCAAUGUCCUAUCUGACUGACAUCUGACCUAGAUUUGAUGUUGGCAUAGUCCUCUCGUAAUUUUUUACAAAUCAAUUUCAACUUCUCACAGAUACAUGCUGGACACCCAACUGCCCAAAGCCAGGCCUAAUGUUAGAAAAGUGGCUGUCGUUCUAACUGAUGGUAACUCUCAGAAAGAACAAGUUACCAAGAAUGAAGCUUUAAGGGCCAGGAAGACAGGACUGGAAGUUUUCGCCAUUGGAGUCGGGAAAGACAUCUCCGAUCAGGAGCUGCACAAUAUCGCAAGUGACAGCACGUAAGUCAAAGGUCACGGAAAUGGUCAGUUAUAUGGUCAAACGAUGGUCCAUCUAUGGGGAGCCAAUAUUCACAGCCAUGGGGAGCCAAUAGUCACAUAUAGACUAGUCAUUUAUUUAUCCUCUAUGCCUAUGCGCUAACUGCUACACCUGUUGCAAUAUUUACAAAUGGUUACUCUUAAAUAUCCUACAGGCACGUGUUCACUGUGAUCAGAUACAACCUGUUGGAUGACAUUUUGAACAGACUCUUGUUUGAGGCUUGUGGUGGUAAGUAA
This is a messenger RNA of Lymnaea stagnalis (great pond snail), 11939 nucleotides long. NCBI's taxonomy places the organism in Eukaryota, Metazoa, Mollusca, Gastropoda, Lymnaeidae. The record is from the annotation of a GenBank genome assembly.